This is a messenger RNA of Phoenix dactylifera (date palm), 2296 nucleotides long. The record is from RefSeq and is a predicted model, not a curated record. NCBI's taxonomy places the organism in Eukaryota, Viridiplantae, Streptophyta, Magnoliopsida, Arecales, Arecaceae.
UUUAUAAAUACAGCUCCACCGUUCUUGGAGUCUUAACGAACUUUGUAACCUGCGGAGCCUGCAGAAACCCGUCGGCUUCUGGCUCGUUCGCCUCUCUCUCUCUCUCUCUCUCUCUCUCUCAGGUGACCGCUUUGCUUCUUCGAUUAGCUACCGAGGAUGCCGAGAAAAGGGCUUAGGAGCCUCCUCCCCUCCUACUCCUUCCCCUCCCGUCAUCAUGAUGGCCGAUCCCUUGCUCCGCCUUCUCCUCACCGGCGGCAGCAGCAGAGCUCCGCCGCCACCAUGAUGGAGGACAAGGUGACGGCCGUGGAGGCCAUCAUCACCAAGUGGGACCCGAACGCCUCCUCCUUCGCCAAGAUCACCUCCCUCUUCUACCAGGACCGGGCCGAGGCCCACCGCUUCCUCCUGGCCGUCUCCGACCUCCAGCGCGCCAUGCUCGAUUUCGCAUCCGACAAGGGGAACCUGGUGUCGGGAUCGGAUGCGCUGGUCCGUGCCCAGACGCUGAUGCAAGCCGCCAUGCGCCGCCUCGAGAAAGAGUUCGACCAGAUCCUCUCCGCCAACCGCGACCGCCUCGACCCGGAGUCCGUCUCCGCUCGGUCGUCGCGCUCCAGCGUCUCCGACGCCGAAGACGAUGUCGGCGGGUCAUCGGAGGAUGACAUCCGUGCCGCCGGGGAGUCCAUCGGCGAGGUUGAGCGUGCCGCGGCCAUCGCCAUGGCGGACCUCCAUGCAAUUGCGGAGACCAUGAUGUCGGCCGGGUACGGCAAGGAAUGCUUCCGGAUCUACAAGAUCCUCCGCAAGUCCAUCAUCGACGAGUGCCUCUACCGCCUAGGCUUCGAGAAGCUCAGCCCCUCCCAAAUCCAGAAGAUGGACUGGGAGUCGCUCGACUCCAAAAUCCGAACCUGGCUCGCUGCAUCCCGGGUAGCCGUGAAGACGCUCUUCUCCGGCGAGCGGAUACUCUUGGACCACGUCUUCGCCGGGUCGGAUUCCAUCCGGGAGGCAUGCUUCGCGGACAUCGCUAGAGACGCCGCCGUCCAAUUCCUCAGCUUUCCCGAAUUGGUGGCAAAAUCGAAGCGGUCGCCGGAGAAGAUGUUCCGGAUAUUGGAUCUCCACGAUGCAAUCGCCGAGCUCUGGCCGGAGAUCGAGCCCGUCUUUUCUUUUGAAUCCACCGCGGCGGUUCCGACUCAGGCGCUGAAUUCACUUGUCAAGCUCGCCGACGCGGCCCGGGCCACCAUCGCCGACUUCGAGGUGGCGAUGCAAAAGGACACUUCCAAAUCGCCGAUCCCCGGCGGUGGGAUCCAUCCGUUGACCCGCUACUCUAUGAACUUCGUCGCCUUGCUUGCAGACUACGAUGCCGCCCUUGCUGACAUCUUCGCAGACUCCACUCUUCACAUGCCGUCCUCACUUCCCGAUUUUUUCUUCGACACGUCGCAGGCGUCGGCACCGCCGUCGCCAGCUCCAUCCUCCGCCGCCUCCACCUCCAACUACGAGGAGAACCCCGGAUCUCCGGUCGCCGUCCGGCUCGCACGGCUUAUUCUUGUACUCCUCUGCAAGCUUGACGACAAGGCAGGGCUCUACCGGGAGGUGUCGCUAUCCUACCUCUUCCUCGCCAACAAUCUUCAGUACAUAGUGAACAAGAUUCGGGGGAGUCGGCUUAGUCACCUUCUCGGCGAGGAGUGGGCGACGCGGCACGCGGCGAAGGCAAGGCAGUACGCUUCCAACUUCGAGCGGCUUGGUUGGAGCAAGGUGGCGGCGGCGAUCCCGGCGGGGGAGGUGGGGCCGGCUGAAAUGCGGGAGCGGAUGCGGGCGUUCAACGCGGGCCUCGAGAAGGCUUGCCGGAACCAGGCGGAGUGGGUCGUCGCGGACGCUGGGAUGAGGGAGGUUGUGAGGGCGGUGGUCCGGGGGAUGAUCGUGCCGGCGUACCGGGGAUUCUACGUCAAGUGCCGGGCGGAGCUCGGCGACUCGGCGGUGGUGAAGUUCUCGCCGGAGGACGUGGGGAGCCGCUUGUCGGAGCUCUUCUCUGGCUCGGAUGGUUCGGACUCCGGCUCGGAGUCUUAUUCCGGUUACCGGCUCGGAUCCGGCUCUGUUUCCGGUGGGUCAAAGUGGUCGUCGCGGUCCGCAUAAGAGCACAUUUUACCCUGUUCUGUACUCAGUUCUCGUUAAUCCUUGCGUGCGUGCUCUUUUCUGCAGACCACUCAUUUGUUCGUCUUUUUUCCCCCCUGUUAGCAUCUUGUUAUUGUUAAUUAACUAUACGUGCAUGCAGCUUGUGAAUUAUUGCUUAAUAACUCAUCGUUUUCGUUCA